AUGGCAACGGCCGCCUCCGCCUCCCCCGGCGCGUUCGGCGCCAAAACCCCAGCCCCAGCCCGUGGGCUGAGCACGCACCGGGCCCUGACCCCGAGCCCCGCAUUCGCGAGGCCUUCGCCGCGCACCCCCGCCUGCGGCAGGUCCCGCGCCAGCCUCCACCUCGGCGGCGUGGGCGCGGCGGCCAGCAGCAGCAGCGCCGCCGCCGCCGGCAACGGCACCGGGCUCCACGUGCCCCCCACGAUCGCGCCGCUCGCCGUGCCCAAGAUGGCCGGCUCCAUGAAGCCCCACAAGAACGUCCUGCUCUUCUACUGCGAGGAGAUGCGGGACCUCGCGCAGCAGGUGGUCGCCCGGAACGAUGACAUCGAGCUGCGUUCCAUCUCAUGGAGGAAAUUUCCCGAUGGAUACCCGAAUUUGUUCAUCUCGAACGCCCACAACAUUCGUGGGCAACAUGUUGCCUUUUUGGCUUCGUUUAGCUCACCCAGUGUCAUAUUUGAGCAACUAUCUGUCAUAUAUAAUCUGCCAAAGUUGUUUAUUUCUUCAUUUACUCUUAUACUCCCGUUUUUCCCAACCGGGACUUCUGAGCGCAUGGAAGAUGAAGGAGAUGUUGCAACCGCCUUUACACUUGCCAGAUUUUUGUCAAAUAUACCAAUAUCACGAGGUGGACCUUCGAGUUUAGUAAUUUUUGAUAUCCAUGCUUUGCAGGAGAGAUUCUACUUUGGAGACUCAGUCUUACCAUGUUUUGAGAGUGGCAUCCCCUUGCUAAAAAGUAGGCUUCAGGAGCUACCUGAUUCCCAUAAUAUAACCAUAGCAUUUCCAGAUGACGGUGCAUGGAAGCGCUUCUAUAAGCAACUUCAACAUUUUCCUAUGGUUGUAUGUAACAAAGUUAGAGAAGGGGAGCAAAGAAUUGUACGGAUAAAAGAGGGUGAUCCUAGAGGCCGUCAUGUUGUUAUAGUGGAUGACUUGGUUCAGUCUGGUGGUACUUUGAUUGAGUGCCAGAAAGUACUAGCUGCUUAUGGAGCAGCAAAGGUCAGUGCAUACGUGACACAUGGCAUUUUCCCCAAUAACUCAUGGGAGAAAUUUCAGCAUGAUAAUGGAGAGGGUCCGGAGCAUGGCCUGAGCCACUUUUGGCUUACUGAUUCAUGCCCCCUUACUGUCAACGCGGUGAAGGGCAGGCGGCCAUUUGAAAUUCUAAGUCUGGCCGGACCUAUUGCUUCUGCUCUCCAGAUUUAG
Molecule: messenger RNA, 1230 nt
Organism: Miscanthus lutarioriparius
Lineage: Eukaryota; Viridiplantae; Streptophyta; Magnoliopsida; Poales; Poaceae
Source: the annotation of a GenBank genome assembly